AUGUGGUUGCUUGUCCUUGCGACAGUCCUAGUCCUCACGGACGGGGGUUUCGGUGCUUCCAACUCCUCCAACUCCACGAACUCCACCUAUAUCGACCCGAUCAAGAAUUUCUGCCAACGGUUAUGGCAUCAAUGUUGGUGGGCCCCAAUUACCCCUAUACGAGUACGAGCCGGUACCCAGACUCGCAAAAGACUGACAAUCGCAGCUGUUGUGAAAGAUGAUGUCCUCUAUAUCGAUGGUGGCCUUGAGGUCUUCAUUCCGUACAACAACCAUGGGAAUCCCGAACAAGGCAUACCCAUAGUCGGAACUAGUACGCUUCCGAAAUCACACCCUUGUUUGAAAAAGAAAAAUACACUCACCCUUCGCGCAGAUACUUACAUGGUGAUGGUUGGCCUGAACUCGUCCUGGAACUGGCAAACAAAUAUCUCAAUAACCGCAGUCAACAAAACAGUCAAUACAAACACCGGAACUCUACCCCCAUCAAACGUCCGCGGCGCAAUGUACGCCGGUACAAAUGAAGACUCCAACGUUUAUUCGUACGGAGGGACUUCCUCCUACGCCAACCGAAGCUUCCCGGGUUUUCUGUUCCCCACGGCGCCAACAUACACCCUCUGGUCAUUCGAAGCACAAGAGAAGGCCUGGGGUCAAUAUGAUAUAUCGCUCGACGUGCCAAUACGACCAGCUGGGGGCGCAUACGCAGAAGUGACAGGCCGUGGAAUGGGAUUUUACUUGAAUGGGUUCAUUGAUAAUGGCUCCAAUCCCGAUUACCAGUAUUACACCGAUUUCCGAAGAUACCUGGACGGUCUGGUGGUGCUCAACACCACGACGCAAGAAGCGAAGAACCUUUCCACCUCGUCUUUAGAGAAUUACCCCCGCGCCAUGGGCGGGCUGGUAUACCUGCCAAACAUCGGCACAGAAGGAAUCUUGGUUUCGAUGGGCGGAGUGACAAAACCAACAAGCAAUGAUGCCCUGUCAGAUAUGGGGACAUAUAUCCCCUUCGAUAGUGUUGAUUUCCUCGACGUAGCAUCUAUUGACAACGGCAACUCGGACGGAAAUUGGUACUCACAGAACACAACAGGCGACAUACCCGCACCACGAACAGACUUCUGCCUCGUGACAGUAUCAGCGCCGGAUAACUCAAGUCACAGCAUCUACCUCUACGGCGGGAAAGGCGAGGAAAACGUCUAUGACCAGACAUACGUUUUAUCGAUCCCGUCAUUCAUAUGGAUCAAGAUAAUGGAAGGGGCCUCACCUCGCUACGCACACUCCUGCCACGUCGUUGGGAAAUCCCAGAUGUUGACCGAGUGUUGCGAUAUUGAAUUUGAAGAAUUCCCAAUGGGGAAUGUCUUCGACUACAAUGCCGGCGAGUACGAACUGCCAGCGAAGAUUAUUAAUGUUAUUGGUGGAAGCGCAACAGGAAACGCCACAGUAACCAGCCCCCCCUCCGGCUUCAGCAACAAAGAAGUAGAAACAUACUUCAACAACCCCAGCGCCCUUUUACCAGCCUCAAAACCCCACCUCACAGGCCCGAAAAUCACCGGUGUCGCAAUCGGCUCAUUAGCCGGCGCCAUUAUACUCCUCGGCGGCAGCGCAUACUACUACAUCAACAACCGGCGCAAACGCAAACAAAUAGCGAAAGACAGCGACCAAGAACAAAACAUGCGCGAAGCCCCGGGCCAACAUAAUGGUAUUUAUGAAGCGCCGCCGGACUCGGUGACGGCUCGCUUUGCUCGGGCGAUCUUUCGGAAUCGUGCGAGAAGGGCGGAACUUGAGCCGCACCCGCCUGUUGUUCAUGAGAUGGAUGCGGAUCCGCAGGUUUUUGAACUUCCUGGUAGGAAUUCCAGGGUCGAGAGGGGGGAUGAUGAAGAGGAUAAAAAAGAUUAG
This is a messenger RNA of Penicillium cosmopolitanum, 1884 nucleotides long. Its product is annotated as putative cell wall anchored protein. Gene Ontology annotation, cellular component: cell cortex of cell tip. The record is from RefSeq and is a predicted model, not a curated record. Bases 1 to 1884 code for a protein of 627 amino acids. Lineage: Eukaryota; Fungi; Ascomycota; Eurotiomycetes; Eurotiales; Aspergillaceae. Gene Ontology annotation, molecular function: protein binding. The transcript is spliced from 4 exons.